AGCUGAAUACUGAAUCCAUUAAACAUGACGUAUCGAAUGUGCCCACAAUUUCUUUGGCAAGGAAGACAAAUCGAAAUCGAAAUCUAAAUGUUACGUAUUGGUUUUAUCAAUUCUGCUUCUAAGCUUUUAUAUUCAUGUAAUAAAGGUAAAGUAGGUGCGAGUGUCAUUUCCCAGUUUUCAAUAGCUUCACUGUUAACCACUACAACAUUCAUAUUGCACGUGAAAAUGAGCUCUGCAUUAAAAACUGCAGAGAAAGACAAGAAUGCAAAGAAAUCUCUGUUUAAUAAUGAAAGCAAAGAAAAGAAAAUCACAAGAAGUGUAGCAAGUGAAGCAGAGCGCAAUUGGAAAGAGCAUUAUUUGAAGCUUCCAUUAGACGAGAAGAGGAAAGAGUAUAGUUGUGGGAAGAAAUAUGUUCUACUUGAUGAGAUAGAGUCAUGGUCAAGUUAUGCUUCAAAACUGAAAACAAAAGAUCGAGUGAGCUCAUCAUUUGAUGUAGACGAAGAGUUAAACAUGAAGAUAUCAUUGUGGCGUGGAGAUAUUACGUGUCUAGAGAUUGAUGUUAUAUGUAACGCUGCUAAUGGUAGUUUACUGGGAGGUGGAGGAGUGGAUGGUGCUAUACACAGGGCAGCGGGGAAGAAAUUGUAUGAGGAGUGUGUCAAACUUAAUGGAUGCGAUACCGGUAGUGCUAAAUUAACAGGAGGUUACAAGUUACCUGCUAGAUACAUUUUACAUACAGUUGGUCCUAUAGGAGAAAAGCCUGAUGCCCUUGCCAGUUGUUACAAGACCUGUCUUGACCUUGCAAAGAAAAAUAAUCUUCGUUCUAUCGCAUUUCCGUGUAUUUCUACUGGAAUUUAUGGAUAUGAUGUAGAGAAAGCUACACCAGUAGUGAUGGAAACAGUUAGAAACUGGCUUCUUACAGAAGAUAAUGGCAAAAGUAUUGACAAGAUAAUAUUCUGUGUAUUCCUAAUUAAAGAUGUCAGUGUUUAUCAAGAAAAUCUUCAAAUGUAUUUCCCAGUUGAAAAACCAAUUGAAGAAAUUCCAGAGAAAAAGAAAUCUAAAUCUUCAGAUUCAUCUAAAAAUGAAAAUAAAGAGCAGAAAGAAUCGUCUGAGAAAAAGAAAGCAAAGACUGGAGAUUCUGUUAAAAAUGAAAGUAAAGAAGAAAAAGAGCAAAAAGAAUUAUCAGAAAGAAAGAAACUGAAGAUUGAAGACUCUGAAAAUGCAAAUAAAGAAAAGAAAGAUCAGAAAGAAUUAUCAGAUAUAAAGAAACCAAAGACUGGAGAUUCACCGACAAAGGACUCAGAAGAGGUCAAAGAACAGAAUGAAAACAAAAGUGAAGAGAAGUCUGUAUCAGAGGCUGUUGUAAAAGAUGCGGACAUUGUGAAAAAAAAGGAGAAGGAAAAAAAGAAGUCCAAAAAUAAGAGUGAGAAAGGGAAAGAAGUUGUACAGGAGAGUUAUCUUUAGAUUUGUUGUUUAUGUUUUCAGUGAAGACACACUUAUUUUUCAUGUAGAACACUUAUUUAUAGUGUUUUCCCCAGUUAAUUGCUACCAUUGUUUGUAGAUAUAUUUAUUAGUUUGAGAUAAACUGAUACUCUAUAGGAAUUAAGUUGAUAUGUAAGGCCAAAAAGGCUUUGUUUCUGGUCUCAACAAAAUGGGAGUGACAUAAUAAGAUAAUAUAAUUAUGAUGAGAAGGUUUAUAAUAAAAAGUCUAGUGUGAAAUUGAUGGUAGGUAGGUAGAUCAAAACUGAAUGCUUAUUUACAGAAAGAUUUUUUUUAUCAUAAGAACUCAUUGAGGUCCUUAUGUCUAAAGUAAUAAAGUUUAAACUUUUACUUAGAUCAACUAGUGUACUUUAAAGAAAAGAGAAAUGCAAAAAAUACUAGGAAUUAAAAUGAAAAUCAAUAUUUUCAUGAUUUUAAGCCCGUUCAAAAGUUUUUCAUUUUUUGGUCAGUUGGACACUAAAAUCAUUAUUCUAGGAAAAUGAAGUGAUUGAAUGAUAUGAAAUUUUAAACACAUUGGUCCUAACCUACAUCAAAUGGUACACAAAUCUCAAGAAAAUAUUUCCAGUCAAAAUUCCUUUCACUUUUUAAUAGAACAAACAUAAAUAUGUCUUCUAUUCAGCUGUAAAUUAUCAUUACCAACAUGCAUAAUGCUCUAUAUAUGAAUGUCAUAAACCACUUUAAGUUUCAAACAUUUAACAAACACAUUGUUUUUCAAAAUAUUUUUGUGUAUUAGGAAACUUGAAAAUGUUUGUUAAUUAUUUAAAUGAUUAAUUUUAAGUUAAAAAUCACAUGUCAGCUAUAAACAUACUCUAAUUUUUUCAGUCAAUAUCAAUACAGUAUCUUCUUUCAUUGCUGACAUUGGACAGUUAUUUAUCAAGGUUAGUUUACCAGCAUUUUGAAUGUGAGAAUGACAGUUACAGUAUUAAAAAUAUUUAUUUUCCAAUUACAUUCUUUAUAACUGCAUUGUUCUUGUGUACCUGUGUCAAGAAAAAGACUACCUGGUGUUUUUGUUUGUGAUUUUGAUCAUUGCUGUUAUACAGGGAUGGUAUUUUUUACUUCAAUUCUUUUAAUGCAUUACAUUUAUGUAUGUCUUAAACAUGUGUUAAUCUUCACAAUGGUUUAUUUGGGGGUCUGACUUUGUCAUUUUGACUUCAAAGCACAUUAAGCCUCAGAAAAUUUUCCUUUGAAGGAGAUGUAAAACUGGUUUAUCACAUAAACCACGGCCCUGGUGUGUAAUAAAGUCAUUUGUUAAAAACAAUAUUACACUACUUUAAUAACACUUUGAAAUGACAUCAUUUGUGCUAUAAAUAAACAUAGCGUUAAAGCGCACUAAUGUUAGCAUUACACUAUAGGCGCAUCAAUGAAAAAUGACUCUUUUUAACAGUUUACCAUUCUUAUUUUAUGUAAUGUGAUAAAAAGAAUAUUAUAUUCAUGUUGAUUCAAUUCUAAAUUUAUUGAACUCACUGAAUAAAACAAUAUGCUUGCCAAAGGCUCGCAUAAUAUGAUUUUAUUCAACUUGCUCAAUAAAUUUAGUACUAAACCUACACUCAUUCAAUAUCCUCUAUUUAUCCAAUGUGUUGAUAUUAAUAUGUCACA
Messenger RNA from Ruditapes philippinarum (Manila clam), 3093 nucleotides. RefSeq names its product ADP-ribose glycohydrolase MACROD2-like. Gene Ontology annotation, cellular component: nucleoplasm. NCBI's taxonomy places the organism in Eukaryota, Metazoa, Mollusca, Bivalvia, Venerida, Veneridae. The record is from RefSeq and is a predicted model, not a curated record. Bases 88 to 1461 code for a protein of 457 amino acids. The transcript is spliced from 10 exons. Gene Ontology annotation, biological process: peptidyl-glutamate ADP-deribosylation; purine nucleoside metabolic process; DNA damage response. Gene Ontology annotation, molecular function: ADP-ribosylglutamate-[protein] hydrolase activity.